AUGGCUGGAUAUCUCAAAGUCCUCAGCUCUGUGUCCAGGAGCGCUACUAAUGCGUUCUCCCGAAACCCCGGGGUCCUGGCCCCAGCUGCAAACUGCCAGACUCUGCAACAAAGGAAUUAUGCAGACAAACGCAUUAAGGUGUCUCAGCCUGUGGUGGAGAUGGAUGGAGAUGAGAUGACCCGUAUCAUCUGGGAGUUCAUCAAGGAAAAGCUGAUCUUGUCCAACGUGGAUGUGGAGCUGAAGUACUAUGACCUGGGGCUGCCGUACCGAGACCAGACCGAUGACCAGGUCACCAUCGACUCAGCUCUGGCCACAUUGAAGUACAAUGUUGCGGUCAAAUGUGCAACCAUCACACCAGAUGAAGCUCGAGUGGAAGAAUUUAGCUUGAAGAAAAUGUGGAAAAGCCCAAAUGGUACCAUCAGAAACAUUCUUGGUGGGACUGUGUUUCGUGAGCCAAUCCUUUGCCAGAACAUUCCUCGGUUGGUCCCUGGCUGGACAAAGGCCAUCACCAUUGGCAGACAUGCCUUUGGAGACCAGUAUCGUGCCACAGAUUUCGUUGUGACCCAGCCAGGAAAAUUCAAGAUUAUCUUUUCUCCCAGUGACGGCAGCGCUGCCACCGAGUGGGAGGUGUAUGAUUUCCCCGCUGGAGGUUGUGGCAUGGGCAUGUACAAUACUGAUGAGUCCAUCACAGGCUUCGCCCACAGCUGUUUCCAGUACGCCAUCUCAAAGAAGUGGCCUCUGUACCUGAGCACAAAGAACACCAUCCUCAAAGCCUACGAUGGCCGCUUCAAGGACAUCUUUGAGGAUAUUUUCCAGAAGAAUUACAAGCCAGAGUUUGACAAGCUGAAGAUCUGGUACGAGCACAGACUCAUCGAUGACAUGGUGGCCCAGGUGUUGAAGUCGUCCGGAGCCUUUGUGUGGGCGUGUAAGAACUACGACGGGGACGUGCAGUCAGACAUCCUCGCUCAGGGCUUUGGCUCUCUCGGGCUCAUGACCUCUGUCCUGGUCUGUCCUGAUGGAAAGACCAUCGAGGCUGAGGCGGCUCAUGGCACAGUGACCCGGCACUACCGUGAGCACCAGAAGGGAAGACCAACCAGCACUAACCCAAUCGCCAGUAUUUUCGCCUGGACCCGAGGUCUGGAGCACCGUGGCAAACUGGACGGAAACCCUGAUCUUAUAAAGUUCUCCCAGACUCUAGAGAGGGUCUGUGUUGAAACUGUAGAGAGCGGGACCAUGACAAAGGAUCUUGCAGGCUGCAUUCAUGGCCUUUCCAACGUCAAGUUGAAUGAGCACUAUGUUAACACCACUGACUUCCUGGAUGCCAUCAAGACAAACCUGGAAAAGGCCCUUGGAAAGUCAAAAAGACAUUAA
Messenger RNA from Knipowitschia caucasica, 1371 nucleotides. NCBI's taxonomy places the organism in Eukaryota, Metazoa, Chordata, Actinopteri, Gobiiformes, Gobiidae. The record is from the annotation of a GenBank genome assembly.